Molecule: messenger RNA, 1776 nt
Organism: Dermacentor andersoni
Lineage: Eukaryota; Metazoa; Arthropoda; Arachnida; Ixodida; Ixodidae
Product: cell division cycle 7-related protein kinase-like
Biological process (GO): protein phosphorylation; mitotic DNA damage checkpoint signaling
Cellular component (GO): nucleus
Molecular function (GO): protein serine/threonine kinase activity; ATP binding
Source: RefSeq, a predicted model, not a curated record
GUAGUUGGCGGCAGUUGGGCAGUUGGCGGAGGUUGGCGGCGUUGACGGCGGCUGUGCCGGUGGACGGGUGAAAGGGGGUUGUCGUAUUUGGCGGGACUUUUAUUGCUCUGGAAUGUAAAAGUUCUUCAACCAAAAUUUGCCGAGUCUACGAGUAGCCAUAACGACUGGCAGCCAAGAAAAAUCGAAGGCAAGGUUAAAAAAAAAAUGGCUGUGCAAGUGCUCACACCUUUUGAGAAAGUUGCCGUGGAACAGGAGUACUGUAGACAACUCGGAGGUCUGGUAAAGACGCUGCACUCGGCGAGAGCUUCAUCAAGCGUUAUGCUUAGCGCCAACACCGCAAUUUCUGCAGAUUGCAACGAUGACAGUGUUUGCUUGUACUCCUACAUUCCACAAGUUCAGAAACAUUUCAUUUUGGAUGGCAAGAUUGGUGAAGGUACAUUCAGUCAUGUCUACAAAGCAAGACUGAAGUCAAGUGCAGUGCACAUGGAAUUCGCCAUUAAAUUUUUAAUUCCUACGAGUCACCCUUCUCGAAUUGCAAAUGAACUACAGUGCCUCAGACUAAUUGGGGGCAGUAGCAAUGUCAUGGAUGUGAAGAUGUGCUUUUUGCACAAAGGUCAUGUGGCCAUUGUGAUGCCGUACUUUCCUCAUGAGAAGUUCCCAGACUUCGUGCAUAAAUUGAGUGUCGCUGAAGUGCAAGAGUAUAUGACCCAGCUCUUCAUUGCACUAAGAAGAGUUCAUUCAUUCAACAUCAUUCACAGGGACAUCAAACCAAGCAACUUUCUCUAUAGUCGCAAAUGUAAAAGGUUUUCUUUAGUUGACUUUGGCCUUGCCCAGCGGCUAGGUGGUGGGUCUAGUGACUCUGAACCAAAGCCACCAGGACCAUUGCUAAAGGAAUUGAUGCCAUCAUCACAAAACCCCCCAUCAAGAAAGAGAGCCAGAACACUUGACCAAGAAAACCAAAAAGCUCAAGUGAAGCGCCAGUGCCUGCCAGCACACAUGGGGCCACCACUUCACACAAUCAAUGUGCAUAAUGUUGCAACAGCAGCUGGCAAAUUGCAGCAGGCAACUACAGCUUCGGCCAAGCCUGUUUCUAAAGGGGCACUAAAUCAAGCACGCCGCGGAAGAAGAAAGCUGUGCUGCUGCUUUGGAAGGAAUGAAGUUUGCAAUAUUUGUCUUAGCAGGCCAGCUGAAAUUGCCCCUCGUGCUGGAACUCCUGGUUUUCGCGCUCCAGAGGUUCUUCUGAAGUACAGAAACCAAACUACAGCCGUAGAUAUGUGGUCAGCAGGUGUCAUAUUUCUCUCCUUGCUGAGUGGCCGCUACCCAUUUUUCCGUGCCCAAGAUGACCUCACUGCAUUGGCAGAAAUCAUAACAGUCAUUGGAAGUAUUCCUGUGCAGAUGGCUGCUGAAAAAAUGGGAAAACUGCUUACUGUCAGCCAUGAGAAACCAGUGCUGGAUCUAAAAACCUUGUGUGAAAGGCUACGAGGCACCCGUGCUAAAACUGGGCAGACAGCCGAUGGUGUGGAAAAGGCACACUUCAGGUACCAUGAGUCAUGGCUACGUGUGCCAGACUCUGCUUACGACCUGCUGUACAAGUUACUUGACCCUGACCCUACAACUCGGAUCACAGCUGAGGAUGCCCUGAAACACGAUUUUCUAAAUGAGUCAUUGUGUUAGUGCAAAUCGUGAAGUGGUAAGAAUGAUCUCAUAACUCUGUUUGCAGUUUAUCUGCGUAAAUGAUGACAAAAUAAAUUUGUGCAGGCUAAUAGUGGCCCUUCA